Naegleria fowleri is the source of this 900-nucleotide messenger RNA. RefSeq lists its product as uncharacterized. The record is from RefSeq and is a predicted model, not a curated record. NCBI's taxonomy places the organism in Eukaryota, Heterolobosea, Eutetramitea, Acrasida, Naegleriidae. The coding region runs from base 1 to 900 and encodes 299 amino acids. The transcript has 2 exons.
AUGAGCGCCACACGGUCCUCCCUCGCUAAACCAUCUACAGCCUCAUCUUUGAAUCGGAGGGGAGUUAUGAACGAGGCAUCUUCAUCAAAGGCAGUAGUUCUUUCGUCGUCAUCAUCGUUGGGCACCACUUCAGCAGCUGGUUCUUCAAAUAAUAACCACUCGGCAGCCAAGAGGCCCCUUUCGCAGCCCGUGAGACAUUACAAGAAGAGUAACAGUAAUUCUUCGAAUCCGACAUCAUUAUCAAACAACAACAAACAGCAAGCGCCUCCCUCAACUGCAAGUUCGGGAAGUAGGAGUGAAUUAUUAAAGAGAAAGUUAUCAAGCCCAACAACGCCAAUGACUCAGAAAGGGACAACAACAAAUUCCGAAAAUGGUAUCCAUCAUCAAGACUAUCCAACCUUGUAUCAUCAACAUGCUUCAUUGAAAGAUGAAAAAGCAAUCUUACUCAACGAGGAAGAGCUCCAUCAUGAAUUUACAAAACAAAAGAGGAGACUUGAACGAUUGGCUCACAUAAUGAAAUUACCAAUCAUUGAUUUAGAGUAUUUUAUGAACACCUACGGGACAGAAUUUAGCACAAAUAAUCUUCAUCAACUUUCUACCGUUGUUGAUCUUCUUGAAAAGCACAAACGAAGAACAAUUGAAGUCACUGAUGCAAUCAGACAUAGAGAGCAAAUUUUAGAGAAGAUGUGCUGUCUUAUUGACGAUUUUCACAAUCUCAAAGAGAAUAAUCCAGGAAUUUUACUGUUUGUUCAAAGAGAGGCCCUCUUUCUUCAAAAAAGCUCUUCAGCAUAUCGGAACAAAAGUUGUAGAGCUGAUCGACAAAUGGAGGAAAGAUCUGAGCUUGGACUACCCAUUCAGAUUUAUGGAACAUUCAAAUUAUUUACUCAAGAUGAGAUAUGA